AUGGAACCGCGGCGACCAGUAUCAGAGCAGCGCUCACGACCAUUCCACCGGCAACAAUCAACCACCUCAUCAUCAGAAAACUCCAAGAGUCGAUCACAGAGCCGUGGCCAUGGCUCAAAACCCUCAUCGAGGCGAACUUCUUGUACCAUUGUGGAUCCAUCAAGACCGGCGCGUCACUAUCGAAUGAAGAGCCACCAAACACCUCCCACAGCAACCAGCCAAGACAUUGACGACGUCCUCGCCCUACAUUUUCGCAGCUGCAGCAUCUUCACCAACCCAUCCUACCACUCGAAUUCCGGUCUACCCAGCCCAACGCUAUCCCAAGGUGGCGACGCAACCUUUGGCUUCCCCAGCGCAGCCACGCGUUUCAGUUCCGACAGUCUGCGCGUCGUCGAAGAGACACCCAUGCACCGCCGCCAAAGCGAGGACACCAUUGCAGAAGAAGAGACCAACACGACUAUGCACUGGACCUCGCCAUGUACGCGCAAACGCGAGUAUGAAAGGAUCGACAAGGCCAACAGCGGUCUUCGGGGUUUCUUCCGCAAGGUAACACCGCGAUGUGUUUCAGGUCCGCAGGAAAAGUUUUACUCAGACAAGGACCAGUCGGAUGCUGGAUCUGUGCGACGUUAUCGCAUGGAGGAUCUGGAUGACGAUGCGCAUGUGGAUGAGAAGCAUGAUGCGAGACCCAGGACGAGUCCGAUGCCUAGACCAGGGUCGAGACCGGGGAUUGCGAAGAGGUGGACGUGUUUCUAG
Molecule: messenger RNA, 753 nt
Organism: Alternaria arborescens
Lineage: Eukaryota; Fungi; Ascomycota; Dothideomycetes; Pleosporales; Pleosporaceae
Exons: 1
Coding region: 1-753 (250 amino acids)
Source: RefSeq, a predicted model, not a curated record